Molecule: messenger RNA, 483 nt
Organism: Moneuplotes crassus
Lineage: Eukaryota; Ciliophora; Spirotrichea; Euplotida; Euplotidae
Source: the annotation of a GenBank genome assembly
UUUUGGUAAAUUUAAUAAUAAAUUAGUUAAAUGAGCGUCCAAGGCAUCAAGUUCUGUGAAGAAUGAGGAAAUAUUCUGUAUCCUAUGGAACACAAGGAAGAAGGCAUGCGAUUUGGCAUGCUUGUCUAUAGGUGCAAUAUCUGCAAGAACGAUUACCCAGCUGCUGAGGGCGACUUGGAUGAGCACUGUGUCUAUAAGAAAGAAUCUAAAGCACUUGCUGCAAAUAUACUGAUUGAUAAAAGUAUGAUUCAUGAUCCUACUCUGUCAAGAUCAAAAGGAACUAUUUGUCAAAUGUGUAGACACGAUGAGGUAGUGUUCUUCCAAGAUACAGCUUCUAAGGCCAACUCUAAUAGUCUUGCAUCUCUAAUUUACAUCUGUUGUAACCUGAACUGUGGUCAUAAUUGGCAACAUGAGCCUUCGACUGAACCAAUUGACGAUGAGAGCGACUCAGACUAAGCCAAUGCUUACUUAAUUCUCUCAUUU